Messenger RNA from Ixodes scapularis (black-legged tick), 795 nucleotides. RefSeq lists its product as uncharacterized. Bases 1 to 795 code for a protein of 264 amino acids. Lineage: Eukaryota; Metazoa; Arthropoda; Arachnida; Ixodida; Ixodidae. The record is from RefSeq and is a predicted model, not a curated record. The transcript has 5 exons. Gene Ontology annotation, molecular function: sequence-specific DNA binding.
AUGAAGUGCCUCGUAAAAGGCUGCGGGCGGGUGCUCCGUAAAGGUGAUGCCAGCGUCACAUUUCAUCGCGUGCCUACCAAGGAGCCACUGCGAAGUCACUGGCUGGAGGCACUUGGAAUGAGCAGCGACACCCGCCUACCGGGAGUCGAACGUGUGUGCUCCGACCAUUUCUCGGCGGAGUCGUACUUGUCGUGGGACGUCUCCAAGAAAAUGGGCUUUGAGCUAAAACGUAAGCGCCUGAGCGACGAUUCGGUCCCGUCACUUCACAUGGGCGCCGCACCUACUGCAGUGGGCAAGCGGCGCAGGACGGAUGAUCCAGAAACACCGGCAACAUGCAAGGAGGACAUGAGAACAGAUCAUGGUCCAGAACACACCAUUGUGCUGUCUGGGCAAGACUUGGCAGUCAGCCCCAUUGAAAUCGUGCCUGUUGAGGAGGAUGUACCCGACUCUCUACGUUGUUCUGAGCUCCAGCACACAGCUAGCAGCGAUCAUGGGAACAGCAUAUCUCUGGCAUCUGCUGAUCACACAUACAGCAUCGAAAAAAAGUUGAAAAACAAAGGUGAGCACUGCUUACAUCCUGCCUUCUACACAAGUGAACGUCUGCACGAAAGAGUCAAAAGAAACCCAAACAGACCCGUGGCAACCAGCACCUGCGCCACCAGACGCAAGUUCUGCUCCAACCACCACAGAGCCAACACCUGUGCUGCCAUGUGCAAGUCCUGCGCCACCUGCUAUGGAGCCACUACUUGCGCCGCCAUCGACUACCAAGAGGGCAAGCAAGGAAAGUUUCUUUGA